Molecule: messenger RNA, 922 nt
Organism: Musca vetustissima
Lineage: Eukaryota; Metazoa; Arthropoda; Insecta; Diptera; Muscidae
Gene: ImpL2
Product: neural/ectodermal development factor IMP-L2
Exons: 3
Coding region: 108-917 (269 amino acids)
Cellular component (GO): neuron projection
Source: RefSeq, a predicted model, not a curated record
UCAAGUGUCGAAACCCAAACUCAAAUCUCAAUUACAAAAAGUUUUUGUAAAAAUUUUCCAUCAUUCAUAAUCAACGAAGAAAACGACGAAGAAAGAAAAUUAAAAAAAUGAACUUACUACAUCUUACGAUACUGGCCCUGGUGGUCCUGUUGAGCAACAGCAGAUGCGGCUCAGAGGCACGUGCCAUUGACGAUGUGGACAAUUCCAUUGAGACGGGUGUUGAGAAGUCAUCGAAACAGCCAUCACCACGCACCAGAUUCGGUCAGGAUUGGAUUAAAUUCACCAAAACUCCACCAGUCAAGAUAAUGCAGAAUCCUGGCACACCCGUUGAGAUUGUAUGCGAAGUAAUGGGCUCUCAAAUACCCACCAUACAAUGGGUUGUCGGUCAUGUGCCCCUAUCAGAGAUCGAUAGCAUUGAAUCGAAUGUCAUCUCAGAAUCCAGUGCUAGUGCCAUUGUUAAAGUGCGCUCCGUUCAUGUCGUCGAUCAUAUGUUAAGCGAGCCACGCAUCUAUACCUGUGUUGGACGUACCGGAUCCAAAACGAUUUUCGCUUCGACCACUGUCUAUCCUCAACCGGAAUUAAAAGACUUACUCCAGUUACGUGAAAAACAAUUUAUGGGCCCAACACGCCCACGAAUUGUCUACAGCGAAAGAAUGCAUUUGGAUUUGGUUGGUUCGAAUAUUGUUCUGCCAUGUAAGGUGCAUGCCCGCCCUCGCGCCGAAGUAUUCUGGAUGAAUGAAGAGGGUAAUCUAAUUGAACAGAAUCAACGUUUCAAAUUAUUGCCAUCCGGUGAUCUCUUGAUAUCGGACAUUAAAUGGGAAGAUAUGGGUGCCUACAAGUGUAUAGCACGUAAUGCCAUGGGCAAAGAUACGGCCGAUGCGUUUAUCUAUCCAGUACAGGUAAGGGAUAUUUUUUAAAAUUA